GGUGAUCAGCUGUCGGCGGGGUUAAACGCAAAGAGAUAGAAACGCGGCAGUCAGAGCGACUUUCACGCGCUCUGCUGCUCCAAACUGACUUGUGGGGAGGGGGGAAACCUGUCCGCGGCUCUGUGUCUUUGUGGGCCGGGUCAUGACACUUCAGAGGUGGGGCUCCUUCAGUAAGCUCGCAGCUGGAUUUGUCUUUCUAGCAUCCCGGAGGCUGGCACUUCUCCCUAACUAUAAGCACGUGUGUGCGUUCAGUCAGUGUGCAGCUAACAUGGCAGAGGAGGCGAAGAAGCUGGCUGCUUACGCCGCCGUGGAUAACCAUGUCCAGAACAACCAGGUGGUUGGAGUGGGCAGUGGGUCGACCAUUGUCUACGCUGUGGACAGAUUAGCGGAGAGAGUGCGUCAGGAGAAACUCAAUAUUGUGUGUGUUCCCACCUCCUUUCAGGCUCGUCAGCUGAUUCUGCAGCAUGGCCUCACUCUGUCAGAUCUGGACAGGCACCCCGAGCUGGACGUGGCGAUCGAUGGAGCAGAUGAAGUGGACGGGGACCUCACGCUGAUAAAAGGUGGAGGUGGUUGCCUGACGCAGGAGAAAAUUGUAGCCGGCUGUGCUAAACAUUUUGUCGUCAUUGCCGACUACAGGAAGGACUCCAAAGCUCUGGGCCAGCAGUGGAAGAAAGGAGUUCCCAUUGAAGUCAUCCCCAUGGCGUAUGUUCCUGUCUCCAGGAUGGUAGCCAAGCGUUUCGGAGGCGAGGCUAACUUACGGAUGGCUGUCAACAAAGCAGGUCCUGUGGUCACUGACAAUAGCAACUUCAUCCUGGACUGGAAGUUUGAGCAUGCUCAGAACUGGAAGGAAGUCAACACUGCCAUCAAGAUGAUCCCAGGUGUGGUAGAGACCGGGCUCUUCGUGGGCAUGGCUGAAAGGGCCUACUUUGGCAUGGAGGAUGGAAGCGUGCAGAUUCGGGAUCCUCCAGUCAACUGACGAGUUCACCAUGAACGGCGUCAUCUCUCUCUCUCUCUCUACUCCUCUUCUGAAUGACCUCACCGCUCCCACAAGUGCCAUAGUCUUGAUUUAUUCCAGGUGUCAUACUGUGUUCGGCCUGAGCUGCACCUCCUGCAAAGCAAGAAGGUUUUCACAAAUCUCAGCAGGGUCCGCAUUGAUGAUCACUUGGUUUUUCUCAUCUUGCAGGUGGUGCUUCUGUGUUUUUAAAGUGCCUGAUGAGUAAAAUCAAGUAUGUCUUCCUUAUUUUGCAGCGUUCCCCAGUUUGGCUUCCUGGUCACACUGGGAAUGUUGUUUUUUUUUUUUUUUUUUUUUUUUUCCCUGUAAUUUGUGGGUUUGACUGAAUGUCUGCAGAGUUGUGGAAUCACUGCAGUGCUGCGCAGUCAGACUGAGGUGUGCCUUGAGGUUAAAAAAAAGACACUAUUAAAGGUACAUUAAAAAAUUAUAAUGAUGCCUGCUGUUGGAGGAAUAGCAUGAACUAAUGAAUAUACUGAUUUACACAGCAAGAGGCUCCAGAAUUAAGGAUAAGUGCAGGCAGGAAAUCUGUUACUGUGUUAAGAUGCACAACAUGAGACGGUACAAAGGUGGGUUGUAAUGAAUAUGUCCUUGUUGAAGUAGACGCCAACAAAACAACACAAGCUAUUACCUUUGUGACAUCAUAUUGAUACAUUUCCAUCGUCUAUCCUGCUGUUGCAGGUUUGCUUAUAUUCCAUACUAGAAGCUACCCUUGUUCCAGAUCAAACGGGUAUAAAAUCAUGUCCGCAUUUCUGGAUGUUGACGUGGAAACGAGUCCGUUGUGUCAUAACACUGUUUAAAGUGACUUCAGCCGAGCUUCAUUUCACUGAUGAGUAGGAACCAGUGAUCGGGCUUCCUGUCCUGAAUGAAGACACACAUUUGUGGUUUCCUGAGUUUCAACACCUGUUUCUGUAAAGUUAGACUAAUCAUUGAGGUUAGUUUAAGAAAAAAACAGAUCUAUUUUAAGAAUUCAGUGCAUGUAUACGUCUUCUUCCACUGUGUCAGUUCUUUUUGUGCCUGUAAAUCACUUGUGUGAGAGUUACUCAUCCUUUACACAAGCCGUCUGGCCGCAGAACGCCUUGUGCCAUGGUAUAAAACAACUUUAUGGUCAUGGUGAUGGACAGCUGUGAUAUAGAAGCAUUGCAUUUAACUUUGACCUGAUGUAGCUCGUGGUUCUAAGGUGAUUCUGUAUGCCUUCAUAGCUCGGUUGGUAGCAUGCAGUCUGUCCCUUGAAAAAAUGAUCCAUUAUGUCAUUCUGUGGCCAAGUUACUGUCUCUGUAUGUAUGCAUCAACCAUAACAUGUUUUUCUUAUGGUUUUAGAUUGCAGCUAUUCUCUGUACUUUAGACUC
Archocentrus centrarchus (flier cichlid) is the source of this 2358-nucleotide messenger RNA. It is a transcript of the gene rpia, whose product is annotated as ribose 5-phosphate isomerase A (ribose 5-phosphate epimerase). Gene Ontology annotation, cellular component: cytoplasm. The record is from RefSeq and is a predicted model, not a curated record. NCBI's taxonomy places the organism in Eukaryota, Metazoa, Chordata, Actinopteri, Cichliformes, Cichlidae. The transcript is spliced from 9 exons. Gene Ontology annotation, biological process: D-ribose metabolic process; pentose-phosphate shunt, non-oxidative branch. Gene Ontology annotation, molecular function: ribose-5-phosphate isomerase activity. The coding region runs from base 143 to 976 and encodes 277 amino acids.